This is a messenger RNA of Atta colombica, 961 nucleotides long. RefSeq names its product upstream stimulatory factor 2-like. Gene Ontology annotation, biological process: regulation of transcription by RNA polymerase II. Lineage: Eukaryota; Metazoa; Arthropoda; Insecta; Hymenoptera; Formicidae. Gene Ontology annotation, molecular function: DNA-binding transcription factor activity, RNA polymerase II-specific; RNA polymerase II cis-regulatory region sequence-specific DNA binding; protein dimerization activity. The transcript has 5 exons. The record is from RefSeq and is a predicted model, not a curated record. Bases 97 to 924 code for a protein of 275 amino acids.
AUCAUUACAAGAAUACCGGUUUGUAAUCUCACUUGUAAUUUUUUCGGUAUAAUUACUACAAAUACUUCAACGCGUUAUUAUUUAUAUAUUAAAUUUAUGAUCAUAAAAGUAUUGCCGCGUAUCAAAAUGGAGACCAAUCAUUUUGAUACUAUUGACGAAAGUGCAAAUGAGAAUGUAAUAGGAGCCGAGACUGUUGAUGUAGUUUUGGAAGAAGCUGAAAUAGUGGAUUGUGAUGCUGAUGAACAACAGGAUGAUGACAUUCAAUAUCACCUGUAUGCAAUAAAUAGACGUAAUAAUACAGUAGCAUACAAAGUUAUGCAGGUCAGCAACGAUAAUAGAGAGGAUAACGAAAUUUCGAUAGCUACUCCUGUGAAUAAUACUGUCCAAGUUUUGACUGCACCAUUAAAUGGACAAUUAUACGUACUCAGUAAUAGCAAUGACAUUGUAACAACAGAAUCCACUAAAGCAGUUGUACCUAGUGUAGCUAAACUGCAUAUAGAAGGAACACAGAAUAUUAUAACCACUGUAAAGAAGAGGGAUGAAAGACGAAGGGUAACACAUAACGAAGUUGAAAGACGUAGAAGGGAUAAAAUUAGCAGUUGGAUUUCUAAGUUAGCAAAACUCUUAGCAGAUUGUGAGCAGUACAUGGAUGAAGAAGAUACAAAACCGAAUUUAGAAACACUAAGCAAAGGAGGUAUUCUAGCACGAGCUUAUGAAUAUAUUAUGGAAUUAAAAGAUGCUCCGGACAAAUUAACCCUUAGCUUGAAUGAAAAUGUGCUGUUAAUGGAAGAAAUUGACCAACUGCAGCAAGUCGUAACUGAAUUAAGAGACGAAAAUUCACAAUUGAAAAACCAAGUUUCAAAACACGAAGAUAUAACUAUACUCGAUAAUGUCACAGUGGCAAAUAUUUACUGCGAGGUUUGAUCGGUGGCCUGUUCUGCUGUCUGCUGGCGGCAAGCCU